AUGUGUAACAUUCUUCACACCGAGGAGACCUGCGACCAGUGCGGCCGCAUCAUCUCACGGACCUCUCAACGCAUGAAUUGUCUCGAAAAGCGCGUACUCAACAACAAGUUCCGCGACAACUGGCACGUCACCAUGGCCUACUACUGUCCCAACGGUGAGAUCGAAGAAGACUACAAGCCCGUCAGCGUGGACCAGUGCAAGCAGUGUUGGUCGGACUCCCGCGACAUCACUCAGGGAAAGGACAUGCCUUGCCACCAGCAGCCCCAAGAUGGUGAGCAGUAUCGUAAGUCGUGCACUCCAGGAUCCGAAUCACAUGCCAUCCAGAUGACUCUGGAUAUCCAGAAAAGCCUACAGGCCCAGCACCCGCCGCUGCCCCGUGAUGCCGAGAUCUAUCCUCCGCCGGUUUCGGAGAGCGCUCGUGCGAACAUGCCUCGUCGCUGGACUCGAGUUCAUAAGGAUAAGAACAAGAAGAAAGACGAUGCGCCUCUGAACGGUGAGGGUAUCUCUCGCGAAGGUUCCACUGAUGAAACUGCUACUAACAAGGGCUCAACUGAGGGGGGUUCGACCCCAACGGUCGAUGGCUCUACCGCCAGUGAUUCAACUAGCAGCGACCAAGCUAGCGACGAUACAACGUAUGGUGGUUCAACUGACGAGGGUCCAACUCGAGAAGGCCCCGUUGGACCUUCUCGGCUCAUCGUUCAACUCGGUGGGUAUCUAGUCGAUGCUGUGUCCGAGCUGCUUACGCCUCAAGAAUCCCCCUAUUAA
This is a messenger RNA of Colletotrichum karsti, 765 nucleotides long. RefSeq lists its product as uncharacterized. The coding region runs from base 1 to 765 and encodes 254 amino acids. The transcript has a single exon. NCBI's taxonomy places the organism in Eukaryota, Fungi, Ascomycota, Sordariomycetes, Glomerellales, Glomerellaceae. The record is from RefSeq and is a predicted model, not a curated record.